AUGAGUGUCCCGGUGCCCCUGCGGUCGGCGCUAGGGCCGUGUCUCGCAGCCCCCGGUGCGCGCGCGGGGAAGUGGCUCUCAGUGACGCAUCCCGUGUCUCAAAUUCGCCGAAUCCCGUCCCUGGCCCGUUCGUACGCGAAGCCAGUCUCGGCCCCGUUGCGCCCCUGGCCCAUUGUCUCGAAACGCGCUGCGUCCACGACAAGCGCCGAACCCAAGCCUGACCCGGUCCCUGCCACGCCCUACUCCGCAUUGACCGUCGGCGUUCCGCAGGAGACCUAUCCGAACGAACGGCGCGUGGCUCUAACCCCGCAGAAUGUCGCUCUGCUGCUCAAGAAGGGUUUCUCGCGCGUGCUCGUCGAGCGCGGCGCCGGCGAGGCGGCCCAGUUGCUAGACGAAGCUUACGAGAAAGCAGGCGCGACCCUCGUCGACCGCAAUGCUGUCUGGUCGGAGAGCGAUAUCGUGCUCAAAGUCCGCAAUCCCCAGGUGGAGGGUCCCGUCAAUGAGGUCCAGGCGCUACGGAAGGGCUCCACGAUCAUUUCGUUCCUCUAUCCCGCGCAGAAUCAGGCCAUUGUCGGUGCGCUCGCGGCGAGGGGUGUGUCGGCUUUUGCUAUGGAUCGGAUUCCUCGCAUCUCGCGUGCUCAGGUCUUUGAUGCCCUGAGUUCUAUGGCCAAUAUUGCGGGUUAUAAGGCUGUGUUGGAGGCGUCGAAUCAUUUCGGCCGCUUCUUGACUGGCCAAGUUACUGCUGCUGGAAAGAUUCCUCCAAGUAAAGUCCUGGUUAUCGGAGCUGGCGUGGCUGGUCUGAGUGCAAUCGCAUCAGCCCGCCGCAUGGGCGCGAUUGUUCGAGGCUUUGAUACCCGUCCCGCGGUUCGCGAACAAGUUCAGUCGCUGGGAGCCGAGUUCGUUGAGGUUGAAAUCGAGGAAGAUGGCGCUGGCCAGGGCGGAUAUGCCAAGGAGAUGUCCAAGGAAUUCAUCGAGGCCGAGAUGAAGCUUUUUAUGGAACAAGCUCGCGAGGUCGAUAUCAUUAUCACUACCGCUCUGAUCCCCGGGAAACCGGCUCCGAAGCUUAUCACCAAAGAGAUGCUGGCGGCCAUGAAACCAGGCUCAGUCAUUGUUGAUCUUGCCGCUGAGGCAGGAGGUAAUUGCGAAGCCACUGUUCCAGGAGAGCUGGCCCGUUACAAGGAUGUCACUGUCAUCGGAUACACGGACCUGCCCUCGCGUCUCCCGACUCAAUCAUCGACACUGUAUUCCAACAACAUAACCAAGCUUCUCCUGUCCAUGGCACCUCAGGAAAAGUCGUUUGGAAUCGACUUCAAGGACGAGGUAGUUCGUGGCUCGAUUGUUACUCUCAAUGGCGAAAUUAUUCCUCCGGCUGCACCACCUGCUCCUCCGGCUCCGAAGCCCGAUGCACAGGCAGUUGCAGCAAAAAAAGAGGAAAAGCUCGAAUUGACCCCGUGGCAGAAGGUUACUCGAGACGUGGCCACCGUCACGGGUGCGAUGGGCACCACCCUCGCUCUUGGAAAGGCAACUGGCCCCAUCUUCAUGAGCAACAUGAUGACUUUCGGUCUUGCUGGCUUGGUUGGCUAUCGUGCUGUGUGGGGAGUUGCCCCUUCUCUCCACUCGCCGCUGAUGAGUGUCACCAACGCUAUCUCGGGGAUGGUCGGUAUUGGCGGUUUAUUCGUUAUGGGUGGUGGUUAUGUCCCAACCACGCUACCUGAAUAUCUCGGCGCUGCUUCCGUACUCUUGGCCUUUGUCAAUAUCUCCGGCGGAUUUGUAAUUACUAAGCGCAUGCUGGACAUGUUCAAACGUCCAACUGAUCCUCCGGAGUACCCAUGGCUCUAUGCUAUUCCCGCUGUCGUGUUUGGUGGUGGCUUCAUUGCAGCUGCGAGUACUGGAAUGGCUGGUCUAGUGCAGGGUGGGUAUCUAGUCAGCACUAUUCUCUGCAUGGCCUCAAUUUCGGGUCUCGCAUCGCAGCAGACUGCUCGACGCGGAAACAUCUUCGGUAUCCUGGGUGUGGUUUCAGGAAUCCUUGCUUCACUCUAUGCAGUGGGCUUUUCUACCGAGACCCUCACACAGUUCACGGCCGUCGCUGGAACUGGCGCUGUUGUUGGUGGACUGAUCGGUCGUCGAAUCACGCCUACUGGACUUCCUCAGACAGUUGCCGCUCUUCAUUCCGUGGUCGGUCUGGCAGCUGUGCUGACUAGCAUCGGAAGCGUGUUGAUGGACAUCUCGGACAUCACGACCUUACACUUGGUCACUGCCUAUCUGGGUGUCCUCAUUGGUGGUGUCACAUUUACUGGCUCGAUUGUUGCGUUCAUGAAGCUUGCAGGGAAAAUGAAAUCCACGCCAAAGAUCCUUCCUGGUCGACAUGUGAUCAAUUCCACGCUGCUUGGUAGUAACAUUGCAACAAUGGGGGCGUUUGUCACUAUGGCACCAGCAAGCCCGGUAAUUGCUGCGACGUGCUUAGGUGCAAACACCAUUCUCAGCUUCCUCAAGGGCUAUACCACGACAGCAGCCAUUGGCGGUGCCGAUAUGCCUGUCGUCAUCACGGUGUUGAAUGCCUAUUCAGGCUUCGCUCUCGUUGCUGAAGGCUUGAUGCUUAACAACCCACUCCUAACCAGUGUCGGCUCGCUCAUCGGCGUCAGCGGUUCUAUUCUAUCAUACAUCAUGUGCGUCGCCAUGAACCGGUCUCUUACAAAUGUUCUGUUUGGAGGCAUUUCAGCCCCAGCAGCCCAGAGCCAGAAGAAGAUCGAGGGCGAGAUUACGCAGACCACUGUUGACGAUACUGUGGAGUCACUUUCUAGUGCUGAGAGUGUCAUCAUUAUUGUCGGUUACGGAAUGGCUGUCGCCAAGGCGCAGUACGCUCUCGCUGAGAUCGUGAGUCUCCUGCGCGCUCGCGGCGUGAAUGUGCGCUUCGCCAUCCACCCCGUCGCAGGCCGCAUGCCGGGCCAGUGCAAUGUGUUGCUAGCUGAGGCUUCGGUGCCGUACGAUAUCGUCCUGGAAAUGGACGAAAUUAACGAGGACUUCUCCGACACGGACGUCACCCUCGUCAUCGGCGCUAACGACACAGUCAACCCCAUUGCUAUGGAGCCUGACUCUGCCAUCUCUGGCAUGCCUGUCCUGCAUGCGUGGAAGAGUAAGGAGGUUAUUGUCAUGAAGCGCGGCAUGUCGAGUGGAUACGCCGAUGUUCCCAACCCCAUGUUCUUCAUGCCCGGCACGAGGAUGCUCUUCGGUGACGCCAAGUCUUCUUGCGAUGCUAUCAAAGCCGCCCUGGAGGCCCGGAAGUAG
Penicillium lagena is the source of this 3285-nucleotide messenger RNA. RefSeq names its product putative nicotinamide nucleotide transhydrogenase. Gene Ontology annotation, molecular function: NADP binding; NAD binding. The record is from RefSeq and is a predicted model, not a curated record. Gene Ontology annotation, biological process: proton transmembrane transport; NADPH regeneration. The transcript has 17 exons. Bases 1 to 3285 code for a protein of 1094 amino acids. NCBI's taxonomy places the organism in Eukaryota, Fungi, Ascomycota, Eurotiomycetes, Eurotiales, Aspergillaceae. Gene Ontology annotation, cellular component: mitochondrial inner membrane.